Penicillium waksmanii is the source of this 819-nucleotide messenger RNA. Its product is annotated as A4/G1 family peptidase. The transcript has a single exon. Gene Ontology annotation, molecular function: glutamic-type endopeptidase activity. Gene Ontology annotation, biological process: proteolysis. NCBI's taxonomy places the organism in Eukaryota, Fungi, Ascomycota, Eurotiomycetes, Eurotiales, Aspergillaceae. The record is from RefSeq and is a predicted model, not a curated record. The coding region runs from base 1 to 819 and encodes 272 amino acids.
AUGAGAACUUUCGUUAGUAUUAUUGGUAUUGUGGUAUUGGCAAUUAUUGCCAAUGCGGCACCUCUCACGGCAGAGCGCCAGGCUCAGCAUGAAUCUCGUCGCCUUGCCCGUUUUAAAAGCCGCCCAAGUAAUCCGCCUUACAAACCCGGAACCAACGACAUCCUUCGUCUCAACAAAACAUCAAAAAAUGAGUAUAGCUCGAACUGGGCCGGUGCCGUUCUUAUCGGCACCGACUACACUGUUGUGACAGCAGAGUUUACCGUUCCAACCCCGCGGGUUCCUAGCGGGGGAGUUGGAAAUAAACAAUACUGCGCUUCUGCAUGGGUUGGUAUUGAUGGAGACACCUGUGGUACCGCGAUUCUGCAGACUGGGAUUGAUUUCUGCAUUCAGGGCAGCUCGGCAUCCUAUUCUGCGUGGUACGAGUGGUAUCCGGAUUAUGCAUAUGACUUCAAUGAUAUCAGUAUUUCGGCUGGUGAUCUUAUUAGAGUGACUGUGGAUGCUACCUCAAAGACGUCCGGCACUGCCACGGUUGAUAACAUUUCGACCGGUAGAUCCGUGACUCAUGCAUUUAACAGUGGUAUCCAGGGUGAUCUUUGCGAAUAUAACGCGGAGUGGAUUGUGGAGGACUUUGAGUCUAAUAACUCCCUGGUUCCAUUGGCAAAUUUUGGAUCUGUCACUUUCUACAAUUCCGACGCAAUCUCCAGGAAAUCAAUUGUUGGGCCCUCAGGCGCAACACUCAUCGAUAUUAAGCAAGACAAUAAAAUUCUGACGUCAAGUUCUAUCGACGGCAACAGUGUUACGGUGAAAUAUGUUGCGUGA